UUGGCUGGACGGGACAUGGCCUGGUGGCCGAUUGGAGCAUCUCUGUUUGCCAGUUCAGAGGGCUCAGGUCUGUUUAUUGGUUUGGCUGGGACUGGAGCUGCUGGAGGUAUCGCUGUCACUGGCUUUGAAUGGAACGCCACCUAUGUGCUGCUGGCUCUGGCCUGGGUUUUUGUGCCUGUCUACAUCUCCUCAGGGAUUGUGACAAUGCCAGAGUACCUGGGCCGUCGUUUUGGAGGAGAGAGGAUCCGUACCUACCUAGCUGUCCUCUCGCUGCUGUUGUCCAUCUUCACAAAGAUAUCAACUGACCUCUACUCUGGAGCCUUGUUUGUUCAGGUGUGUCUGGGAUGGAACCUCUACCUGUCCACUGUCCUCAUGCUGGUGGUCACUGCCCUCUACACUAUUGCUGGCGGUCUUGCUGCUGUCAUCUACACUGACACUCUACAGACAGUUAUCAUGAUUGUAGGUGCAAUCAUCCUAACAGUCACUGCCUUUAACAAGAUUGGUGGCUACAGUAACCUGGAGCAAGUUUACAGAACGGCGGUGCCAAGCAAGAUCAUUCCUAACAGUACCUGCCACCUGCCACGUCAGGACGCCAUGCACCUGUUCAGAGACGCUGUCACUGGAGAUCUGCCCUGGCCCGGCAUGACCCUGGGACUCACCAUACUGGCCACCUGGUACUGGUGCACUGACCAGGUGAUUGUGCAGCGGUCCCUGUCUGCUAAGAACAUGAGCCAUGUGAAAGGAGCAUCUCUACUGGCUGCCUAUCUGAAGAUGCUGCCCUUCAUCUUCAUCAUCCUCCCUGGCAUGAUCAGCCGGGCUCUCUAUCCAGACACUGUAGGAUGCGUUGACCCCGAGGAGUGCAAGCGAGUGUGUGGAGCCGAGGUGGGAUGCUCCAACAUCGCCUUUCCCAAACUUGUCAUUGAGCUCAUGCCAAGUGGUCUGCGGGGGCUCAUGAUAGCGGUGAUGAUGGCCGCUCUGAUGUCAUCACUGACCUCCAUCUUCAACAGCAGCUCCACCCUGUUCACCAUGGACAUCUGGAAGAAGCACCGCCCCCGAGCCUCAGAGAAAGAGCUUCUACUGGUCGGCAGGAUUGUGACAGUGAUCUUGGUGGUGGUGAGUGUGGUGUGGAUCCCCAUCCUACAGUCAGCCAACAGCGGCCAGCUGUAUGUUUACAUCCAGUCAGUGACGAGCUACCUCGCUCCGCCCGUCACAGCUGUCUUCACUCUGGCUGUUUUCUGGAAGAGGACCAACGAGCAGGGUGCAUUCUGGGGCCUGAUGGUGGGUUUGGUUGUAGGUGUGUGUAGGAUGGUGCUGGAGUUUGCAUUCCCGCCUCCCAGAUGUGGCAUUGUAGACUCGGCACCUGCAGUGCUGCGCAGCGUCCACUACCUCCACUUCGCUAUCCUGCUCUGUGGGCUCACUGCUAUCGUGGUUACCAUAGUGUCACUGCUCACCCCGCCACCCACCCACGAACAGGUGUGUAACCUGACCUGGUGGACUCUGACUGAAGAGUCUCAAAGAGAAAUUCCUCUACAGAAGAUUUCAUCUGUCAGCCAACGUGCUUCCCAAGGCUCUGAGCUGGUGCAGCGGGGGGGUGUCUGUGGUCGGGCGGCAGGAUUGUGUAUCGCAGCAGUACGGCGAUCAGAGGAGACUCCAGCUCCCAGGGUUCCUAGCGUCAGAGAGAGCUUGUUCUGGUCUAGGUUCUGCUGUGCUAACGCAAUCCUGCUGGUCAGCAUUAACAUUUUUCUCUACGCAUACUUUGCUUGA
Molecule: messenger RNA, 1764 nt
Organism: Scomber japonicus (chub mackerel)
Lineage: Eukaryota; Metazoa; Chordata; Actinopteri; Scombriformes; Scombridae
Gene: slc5a10
Product: solute carrier family 5 member 10
Exons: 14
Coding region: 16-1764 (582 amino acids)
Biological process (GO): transmembrane transport
Cellular component (GO): plasma membrane
Molecular function (GO): D-glucose:sodium symporter activity
Source: RefSeq, a predicted model, not a curated record